Messenger RNA from Prorocentrum cordatum, 1082 nucleotides. The record is from the annotation of a GenBank genome assembly. Lineage: Eukaryota; Dinophyceae; Prorocentrales; Prorocentraceae.
GCCAGCCCGGCGGGCGCGCGGUGGCCAGCGCCCGCGGGGGCGGGCCGUGGAGGCCCGCGGCUGCAGGCAGCCUGCCCGGCCAGCCGCAGGAGCAGCACGAGGAGGCCGCCCCUGCCGCCGGCUGGCGAACUGCCGUGACGGCGCCGGCCCCGCCGCCAGAGGCGCAGGAGCCGCAGCCGCAGCGGCCUGACCCGGAGCCGCCUGCUUCUGAGACAUCGUCGGAGGACACCAUCAGCACGCCCGGCACCGACGGGGUGGCGCGCUUCGAGGAGGACCUGUCGGCGCUGACCUCGGCGCUCGAGGGCCUGGCCCCCGGCGCCCGCGCCGCCUCGCCGGAGGCGGCGGCCGCCCCGGUCUGCGACUUCGAGGGGGCCCUCGCAGACUUGAGCUCGCUGCUCGAGGGCAUGGCGGCCAGCAGGGGCGCGGGGGAUGCCCAGCUGGAGCCCGACGGCUUCGGGGGAGACCUCGGGGACGCGGACUUCGAGGAGCCGCUCUCGGAGCUGCACUCCGCACUGAAGGGCAUGGCGCUCAGCAGGGCGUGGAGUUCCGUGCUGCCAGGCCGCAGUGGCGGAUGGCAGGCCCGCCCGCACGAGGCGGUGCUCGUGGCGUCGUCGCCAGGCGUGUGCCCCACCGGGUCCAUGGCCCAGACAGUCCCAGUCAAGGAGAUCUCUGAGGUCAGCGUGGUUGGAAAGAUCAAGUAUUUCGAGGAUUGCGCCGCCUCACAGUUUGUUGACAAGAUCAACGAGCAGGCAGUCAACGACGGCUCUUCCUACAUGGCGAAGAUUAUCAUUCCCGACCAUGCUACGGACCAGAACUUGCUCAACCACAAUCCCGAGAAGAAGUCCUUUAACGAUAGCGAAGAUACAGAUGUCGGGAGCGCCGAUGGUCACGAUGCCAUCGCCAUCGACACGAACGUUAAUUCCCAGACCUUGGUGGAUGACAGCGCACAUGACACCGAACCAAAGCUCCAGGCGAAGCCCCAGGAGUUGAUAAUCCAAGCUCCCAUGGAGAUUGACAACAUCAAAGCCGAGUUCCAGCAUAUCGGCAUCGAAGCAGAAAUGGAGGCCCACGCGCCGGCAUGA